AUGGGUACCCAAGGGGAAAAUCAAGAAGGUACCAGUGCCAAGCGAAGAGACCAAGAGGGGCCGGAAGGUAGUAAUGCCCCAAGCAGACUUAAGCGACAAGAUAUGAGCUGUCCAUCCGUCACUGAUAUGGCUCAACCCCACAUUGUCGCGGAGAUGCAGGCGAUGAAGGAACAGAUGGAUGUCAUGAUGAACGCCCUCAAAGGACGGGUGUCCAGCGACCUUGAUGAUCUGGUCCACCGAACCGACUCGCCGUUCACCGCGUCCGUCAACUCCUUCCCCCUUCCACCAAAGUUCCGUAUGCCGCAAGUGGAAAACUACGACGGAAACAAAGACCCUCUAGAUCAUUUGGAGUCCUUCAAGACCUUGAUGCACCUUCAGGGGGUACCCGACGAGAUCAUAUGCAGAGCUUUCCCCACCACGCUGAAGGGUCCCGCAAGGAUAUGGUUUAGCAGGCUGACGCCUAACUCCAUCAGUACUUUCAAGGAGCUAAGCGCCCAGUUUGCUUCGCACUUCAUCGGAGGACACAGGUAUAAGAAGUCUACAGCAUGCUUGAUAAGCAUCAAGCAGCGGGAAGAUGAGACGCUAAGGUCUUACAUAACACGCUUUAACAAAGAGGCGCUUUCAAUUGAUGAAGCUAACGACAAGAUACUUGUAGCCGCUUUCACAAAUGGGCUGCGGAAGGGUAAGUUCCUAUUUUCACUAUAUAAGAAUGACCCGAAGACUAUGUCGGACGUGCUUUAUAGGGCAACCAAGUACAUGAAUGCUGAGGACGCGCUUCUGGCUCGAGAGAAGAGAGAAAGGCAAGAGGAUACACGACAGGACAGAGGGCAGAAGAUGGCAAGAACUGGAGACGCUGAAUGGACAGAAGCUACACCGCCCGUGGAACACCAAGCACCUACGGAAGUACUACCAGUAAAAAGGAUGGCAUGA
Molecule: messenger RNA, 930 nt
Organism: Quercus lobata
Lineage: Eukaryota; Viridiplantae; Streptophyta; Magnoliopsida; Fagales; Fagaceae
Exons: 1
Coding region: 1-930 (309 amino acids)
Source: RefSeq, a predicted model, not a curated record